AUGUUGAUUAAUGAUGAUUCUUUAUAUUUGUAUAAUCUAACCUUGAAACCUGGGUCUCAUUACACCCAAUCUAUUGUUGGCCAAUUUUAUCCAUCGAUCAAUGAUGAUAAUGAUGAUGAUAGGAAAAAGAAACCUCAACAAUUGAUCCUAGUAUCAUCAACCACAUUACAACUUUAUGAAAUACUUCCUGACUCUGGAAAACUACAAAUUAAAACAUCUCAAAAUUUACUUGGUACUAUAAACAAAGUUGAAAAGAUAAGUAUUGAAGAAAAACAUGACUCAUUGGUGAUUACUAGUGAUUCAGGAAAUAUAUCAAUACUAGAAUAUUCAACAAAAGAGGAAAGGUUUAUUUCUAAAGGACAAGAAUCAAUGACUAAAAAUGGAUGGAACAGAUCAUAUGUUGGUGAAUAUUUAGCUAUUGAUCCAGAAAAUAGAUGUAUUUUAGUAUCUGCCAUGGAAAGAAAUAAACUAAUUUAUAAAAUUGAAUCAAAAGAGUUGAGUUCACCUUUGGAAUCCACUAGUAAAGGAGUGUUGACAUUGGAAACAGUUGCAUUGAAUACUGAUCAUGGGAAUCCUUUAUUCGCUGCACUUGAAAUUAAUCAGGAUAAAGAAAUUGUAUUAAACUAUUAUGAACUAGAUAGAGGGUUGAAUCAUAUAGUUAAGAAGAGAUCAUCAGUUCUGGAAAAGCCCCCGCAGGAUGCAAACCAUUUGAUUUCUUUACCAGGACCUGUUGGUGGUAUCAUGGUAUGUGGUAAGAACUGGAUGUUUUAUGAAAACUUCGACUCCUCACAAAGAAUUUAUCUUCCAUUACCUAGAAGAAAGGGGAAUGAGGAUUCAAUAAUUGUCAACCAUGUUACUCAUAUUUUAAAGAAGCAAAAGUUUUUUGUUUUGAUUCAAAAUACUUUAGGUGAUUUAUUUAAAUUGGUUAUUGAAUAUGAUUCAGAUAGAGAGAUCAUCAGAGAUAUUACCAUUACUUAUUUCGAUACUAUUCUUCCGUGUAUCAGUUUAAACAUUUUCAAAAGUGGGUUAUUAUUUGCAAAUGUUUUGAAUAAUAAUCGUUCAUUAUAUCAAUUUGAAAAACUAGGAGAUGAAUUAACUGAGACAGAUUUGAUUAUAAAAUCUUCUGAUUACGAUGAUUACAAAAGCGUGAUCAAGCCUACCAAAGUUAUAACAUUUGAUCUCAAAAGUUUGACAAACUUGGCAUUGAUUGAUACUUUGGAAACAUUGAGUCCGAUCCUAGAUGCAAAAUCUAUAGACUCUAAAUUGGUAACUUUAUCUUCUCAUUCAUAUUUGAAAACAGUCACUCAUGGAAUUCCCACUUCCACCAUGGUUGAAUCUCCAUUACCUGUGAUACCAACUGAUAUAUUUACCACAAAAUUAUCAUUUGAAUCUGAAAAUGAUGAAUAUUUGGUUAUUUCAUCCUCGUUGUCUUCCAAAACAUUAGUGUUGUCAAUUGGCGAAGUUGUGGAAGAUGUGGAAGAUUCCGAAUUUGUAUUAGAUCAACCAACUAUUGCUGUUCAACAAGUGGGGAAGAAUUCAGUAGUGCAAAUUUACACUAAUGGUAUCAAACAUGUAAGACAAAUUAAUGGUGAAAAGAAGAAAAUAACAGAUUGGCUUCCACCAGCAGGUAUAACAAUUACCCACGCUGCUACAAAUAAUCAACAGGUAUUAAUUGCAUUAUCCAAUUUAGAAGUUGUCUAUUUUGAAAUUGAUCAUUUGGAUGAUCAAUUGAUUGAAUAUCAAGAAAGAUUGGAACUUUCCAGUUCAACAACAGCUCUAGCUAUUGAAGAACAUACUAACAAUCAUCAUCAGAGUCCAUUUGCAAUCAUUGGAUGUUCAGAUGAAACAAUUCAGGUGGUUUCUUUGAAACAGCAAAAUUGUCUUGAAAUUCAAUCCAUUCAAGCAUUAUCAUCAAAUUGUUCAAGUGUUAAGAUGAUUAAACUUGGGAAAGAUUUAAUGGUCCAUAUUGGUAUGAAUAAUGGAGUUUAUGCAAGAAUUAAAAUUGAUCCAAUUAAUGGGAAAUUAUCCGAUAGUAGAAUUAAAUAUCUAGGUUCCAAACCUGUCAAGUUAAACAUUGUGAAAAUUAAUAAAGAAAUCACUGGGGUGUUGGCUGUUUCUUCCAAAUCUUGGAUUGGCUAUUAUUAUAAGCAUGAAUUCAAAACCACUCCAUUAUUAGACAUUUCUGUAUCAUUAAUUGAUGGUUGUUCAUUUCUGAGUGAAGACAUUGGAGGUGAUGCAAUCGUGGCAAUUUCAGGUAAUGAUUUAAUUAUAUUUACCCUUGGAUCAGAAGAAGAUGAAGGAUUAUUUGAUCCUCUGAGAGAUUUCACUAUAGCAAAGACUAAAUUAAGAUAUACACCAAGGAAAUUGCUAACUUAUGAAGAUAGAUUAGUUGUAGCAGAAACAGAGUAUAAUAUCAAAGGUCCAUACAAGAGUAGUAUUAAUGGGGAUAUCAAAGAAACUAUUGAUGAAGAACAUUAUGAAACAUUUGGAUAUGAAAGAAAACCAAAAUCAUGGAGUAGUUGUUUACAAGUUUUUGCAACUAAUGAUCUAAAUACAGUUUUACAAAGCAUUGAAUUUAAAUCCAAUGAAAGUAUAGUAUCUUCAACAAUGGUUAAAUUUGAUAAAAACUCCCCAUAUAUUAUAAUUGGUAUAACUACGAAUCAGACAUUUUUACCUAAUUCCCAUGGUAAAUCAUAUUUAUUUACAUUUAAAGUAAGUAAAAACAAAACCCUUCAGUUUAUGCACAAGACAGAAAUUGAAGAAAUCCCACAAGUUGUAUCCAAUUUCCACAACAAACUAUUAGUAGCAAGUAAGAAUAUCAUAAGAUUAUAUGAAUUGGGUCAAAAACAAUUAUUGAAAAAAUCAACAACGGUAAUUAAUUUCCUAACAAAUAUAAUCAAAAUCAUCCCACAAUCAAAUCGAAUAAUCAUAUCUGAUUCUCAUUCAUCAUCAAUAGUUUUUGCCAAAUUUGAUAAUUUAGAAAAUCAAUUCAUCCCCAUUGCAGAUGAUAUAAUUAAACGACAAGUUAUUUCUAUGUUUCCAAUUGAUUCUGAUACUAUUUUAACAAGUGAUAAAUUUGGUAAUUUGGGAGUAUCUAGAAUUGAUGAAAAUAUAAGUAGACAAAUUGAAGAAAAGAAAAGAAAAGAGCAGAUAAUGAAUUGA
Molecule: messenger RNA, 3162 nt
Organism: Candida tropicalis MYA-3404
Lineage: Eukaryota; Fungi; Ascomycota; Pichiomycetes; Serinales; Debaryomycetaceae
Product: U2 snRNP complex subunit
Exons: 1
Coding region: 1-3162 (1053 amino acids)
Biological process (GO): mRNA splicing, via spliceosome
Cellular component (GO): nucleus; U2 snRNP
Molecular function (GO): U2 snRNA binding; protein binding
Source: RefSeq, a predicted model, not a curated record